This is a messenger RNA of Pleuronectes platessa (European plaice), 4162 nucleotides long. Its product is annotated as serine/threonine-protein kinase N1. The coding region runs from base 396 to 3269 and encodes 957 amino acids. The record is from RefSeq and is a predicted model, not a curated record. Gene Ontology annotation, biological process: signal transduction; protein phosphorylation. The transcript is spliced from 22 exons. Gene Ontology annotation, molecular function: small GTPase binding; ATP binding; protein serine/threonine kinase activity. Lineage: Eukaryota; Metazoa; Chordata; Actinopteri; Pleuronectiformes; Pleuronectidae.
AUGAUCUGCUGUACUUGCUCUGAUCAUCUCUUUGACAUCACCACAAUCUUUCACAACAGCUUUGGAAACCCGGUAGCAGGAAGCUGGUGUCUGUGAGCUCUCUCACUUACAGAAGCUUCCUCCAUGUGUGUGCACGUCUGUCGCAUGACGUCUCUCUCUCCGGGCGAGAGCAGAACAGGAAGCAGCGGGGUGGAGAUCGGUGCACGCCGCUCUCUCUUCCUCUGCCACGUUCACUUUACACCGGCGUCUGAUUCCUGGCGGCGGAGGACAUCCUGGAUUUUGAUGAGGCAGGAGAAUCGCUCAGCGUUAGUGUGUGUAUGACAGUGUGUGUGUGUGUGUGAUAGGCGACAGAGGAAAGGAGGGGGCCCGGGCGUGACACCAGAGGGAGGCCCACCAUGGCCAGUGAGGACGCACUGGAGGAGCUGCCCGGGGAUCGAACAGUCGAUUCCCCCGGAGCCACUGAGCAGAGUGACGCUGAGUCACGGAGCGACCCAGGUGGGCUGUCGGUGCUGCAGCAGCUCGGCCUGGACCAGAACUCCGACUUCUCCGACUCCAGCGUGCAGCAGCGGCUGGACGAGCACCGCGAGAGGAUCCGCCGGGAGAUCCGCAAGGAGCUGAAGAUCAAGGAGGGUGCGGAGAACCUGCGCCGGGCCACCACCGACAAGAGGAACGCCCAGCAGGUGGACUCGCAGCUGCGCAGCUCCAAGCGGAAGCUGGAGUCGCUGCAGACUCAGCUGCAGGAGCUGGACGCACACAUCGUGGUGAAGGGCCCCGAUGACAACACAGAUUCCCCUCGGUCCCCGGGGUCGGUCAGUCGCACGUCGGCCUCCCAGCAUCGCAUCGCAGCUCUGGAGCGGCAGCUCAACAUCGAGCUGAAGGUCAAACAGGGGGCGGAGAACAUGAUUCCCAUCUAUUUGAAUGGAGGAACUAAGGACAAGAAGUUCCUCCAGACGGCUCAGCAGAUGCUGCAGGACAGCAAGACGAAGAUCGACAUCAUCCGCAUGCAGGUCCGGAAGGCCAUGCAGGCCACGGAGCAGUCGGAGGACAACCAGAGUAAGCCGGACAUGUGUGGGGUGGAGCUCCGUGUGGAGGAGCUGUGGCAUCACUACCGGGUGGACCACGCCAUGGCCGAGGGCGCCAAGAACAUGCUGCGGCUGCUGGGCGCCGGGAAGGUCCAGGACAAGAAGGCCAUGGCCGAGGCUCAGAGUGGUCUGAGCGAGUCGUCCCAGCGGCUCGACCUCCUCCGGUGUUCUCUGGAGCAGCGGCUGCAGGAGCUGCCGGAGGAUCAUCCCAAGGCCUGCCUCAUCAAGGAGGAGCUGGUGCUGGCGUCCUCCUCGGCCUUCAGCUCCCGUCACAGCACCCCCUACGUCCACAACCAGUACAGCACCCUGAUGAAGCCGUCGCCUCUCACAGGAACUCUUCAGGUGCACCUCCUGGGCGCGGUGGGGCUGCUGGAGGUCAUCCCCGGGCGCAGCAGAGGGAACCCGGUGGUUCUCCCCUCUCACUCUCUGGGAGACGGACGCUCCUCCUUCAAACUCAGUGGCCUCUACAGCCGCAGCACCAGCAGCAUGAGCCUCAAGAUCCCGGGCAAGACCGACGAGCUCUCCACGGAGGUGAGCGCGGUGCUGAAGCUGGAGAACACAGUGGUGGGUCAGUCAGCUUGGAGAACGGUUGGAGAACAGGCCUGGGAUCAGACCUUCAUUGUAGAGCUGGAGAGGUCCAGAGAGAUGGAGAUCGCUGUGUACUGGAGAGAUUAUCGCUCCCUGUGCGCUCUGAAGUACCUGAAGCUGGAAGACUUCCUGGACAACCAAAAACACACGGUUCAGCUGGAGCUGGAGCCUCAGGGGCUGCUGCUGGCCGAGGUGAUUUUCUUCAACCCAGUAAUAGAGCGAGGCCGACGGCUCCAGAGGCAGAAGAAGGUUUUCUCCAAACAACACGGCAAAGCCUUUCUGCGUGCUCGGCAGAUGAACGUGGACAUCGCCACCUGGGUCCGCCUGCUGAGGAACGCCAUCCCCAGUGGAAGCAACGCCCCGGCCUACACGCCCAGUUUCUCCAGCAACACACGAAGCACCGGAGAAAUCUCGGUGGAGAAGCUGAAUCUGGGCAGCGACUCGCCUCCCAAACCUGAGACCAGGGGAGACGUGGUGGACGCCCCCGCCGCCUCGGAACAGGUCAUCGAGGCCCCGCCCACACAGGAUGUCCCUGUGAACGAGCAGCGGACCAGAUCGCUGUCGCAGAAUUCUUUACGCAGAGCGAGCAGAGGCCCGGUGAGCCUGCAGGACUUCAAGCUGAUGGCUGUGCUCGGCAGGGGACACUUUGGAAAGGUGCUGCUGUCGGAGUACAGACGGAGCAGCGGCCUCUACGCCAUCAAAGCCCUGAAGAAGGGAGACAUCGUUGCUCGGGACGAGGUUGAAAGUCUGAUGUGUGAGAAGCGGAUCUUCGAGGCCGUGAACGGCUCGCACCAUCCCUUCCUGGUCAACCUGUUUGCAUGUUUCCAGACUCCAGAACAUGUUUGUUUUGUCAUGGAGUACACGGCAGGAGGAGACCUCAUGAUGCACAUACAUGCUGACGUCUUUUCUGAGCCGCGUGCUGUGUUCUACUCGGCCUGUGUGGUGUUGGGUCUUCAGUUCCUUCACGACCAUAAGAUUGUGUAUCGGGACCUGAAGCUGGACAACCUGCUGCUGGACACAGAGGGGUUCGUGAAGAUCGCAGACUUUGGACUCUGCAAAGAAGGUAUGGGAUUUGGGGACAGGACCAGCACCUUCUGUGGGACCCCUGAGUUUCUGGCCCCUGAGGUGCUGACGGACACGUCGUACACCAGAGCAGUGGACUGGUGGGGCCUCGGGGUGCUGGUCUACGAGAUGCUGGUUGGAGAGUCUCCGUUCCCAGGUGACGAUGAGGAGGAGGUGUUCGACAGCAUAGUGAACGAUGAAGUGCGCUACCCUCGCUUCCUCUCCACCGAGGCCAUCGGCAUCAUGAGACGGUUGUUGAGGAGGAAUCCUGAGAGGCGUCUGGGCUCCGGAGAAAAAGAUGCUGAGGACGUGAAGAAACAACCUUUCUUCAGGGGUCUGGACUGGGACGCUCUUCUCCAGAGGAAAGUCCCGCCGCCCUUCGUCCCGUCCAUCGCGGGAAAAGAAGACGUCAGCAAUUUCGACGCAGAGUUCACGGCCGAGCCUCCGACCCUCACGCCGCCCAGGGAGCGCCGCACGCUGUCCCGCAAGGAACAGGACUUCUUCAAGGACUUUGAUUACAUCUCCGACCUCUGUUAGGUUCAGGGGUCAGGGGUCAGGGGCCCACAGACUCUGAGAGGAGACGUGAAGGCCGACUCUGUGGAGAGGAGCUGGAUGGCGGCGAGGAACCCUCCUCUCUCUCUCUCUCUUUCUCUCUCUCUCUGUCUCUCUCUCUCUCUCUCUCUCUCUCUCUCUCUCUCUGUCUCUCUCUCUCUCUCUCUCUCUCUGUCUGUGUUUGCGAGGGGAUGGAGGACGGGACGGAGGACGGGACGGAGGACGGGAUGGAGGACGGGACGGAGGCCGGGCGCCUGUGAUCGAGGAUCAGUGGAGUCUGAUCCUGUGUCGCACACAUUCGCGGUGUCACGGAUCUGCUGACCUCCAGAUUAUCUGGAGUGGCUUUUAGAGGAGGAGGAGGAAGUCGCGAUGAUGACAGGAGAUAAUCCAGAUUAUGUAAAAAAAAAAAAAAGGAAGAUGAGAUGAUGGACGCUGCGACACGGUGGAGAAGUGAUUGUACUGAAACGCUUCACGAGCCUCGGUAUCACACAAGGAUUCUGACAGGAAGCAGUUUGUGUCUUUCCCUUUGUCCCCUUGUCCCCUUCUCUCUGCUGUGUGUUGCUGCUCAGUGUGUCUCGCUGUGUCCUCGUCUCCGUCAUGCAUCGCCUGGUCCUGAGCACACGGGGGAGCCAGAGGACAGAGAGGCGCUUCCUGUGUGGGUUCACGUUUGUGCGUCUGGAUCUCGUCUCUUUCUGUCUUUCAGCACAACACUGAUUUUUAAACAGUUACAUUUUUCAAUGACAACAAGCUUUUACAGAUUUCUUUCUGUUUUGUGAUGUUUUUUUUGUUUUUGUUUUGUCCCUCGUCUGUUUUCUCCAUCUGUCAUUUGCUGGUGAAACGUGUUGGAACUGUGACUCAGUAAAGAUGUGAAACCAACA